UUCGCGGUUGUGUCUUUUCUCACGCACCAGUGCAAUUGAUUACACGCCUUGCCGAGUGUUUGAUUGACGUGUACCAAAACACAGCGGUGUCCGGUGGCUUUUUGGAGGCUCUCAAAUUAUCAUCCAUUGAUAAGGGUGACCCCCGCAUAGAGAGCCUCUCGUUAGGGUGGACAAAUUGUGCAAAAAAGGCAUUACGAUGACAGCACCGGCUCUAAGGUUUUGUGCAAAUUUGAACUUUAUGUUUCUGGAGGCUGGUUCAUUCCUAGAUCGGUACCGUGCGGCGAAGUCUGCUGGUUUUGGAGGUGUCGAAGGUCCAUUUCCACCGGCGGACGUCAACCUAGAUGCAUUGGUUGCAGUUCAAAAGGAAACCGGAUUGAAGCAAAUCCUCAUGAAUAUUGCCUUGGGAGAUGCAUCCGAUGGCCAGUUUGGGUGUGCGGCCUUGCCCGGUCGGGAAAAGGAGUUUCUGGUAAAUCUGCAACGGACAAUCGAGUAUGCCAAGGCUAUUGGAUGUGGGAAAAUCCACAUAAUGGCGGGUAAGCUGGAAGGACCUUCCACAGCGACCCACGACCACACCUAUCUCGAGAAUCUUCGAGUUGCAGCGCCCAUCCUGGAACGAAACAACAUCGUCGGCGUUAUUGAGCCCAUCAACAAGUACGCCGUCCCAGGAUACUAUCUUUCCUGCUACGAUAAGGCGGUACAGAUGAUCACUUCCGUCGACAGCCCCAGCGUAAAGCUGAUGUUUGACAUCUACCAUGCGCAGCACAUUCGCGGCGACAUCACGAACAGCAUCCGCACGCUAGCGCCCCACAUCGGUCACGUCCAGCUGGCGCAAGUUCCGGGGCGCAACGAACCCAGCAGCGACGGUGAGCUAAACUUCCGCUCCAUUCUGCGCUCACUGGCAACCGAGGGUCGUUACGCGGAUGGUUGGGUUGGGUGUGAGUAUCGCCCCCUAGGCGGAACUGCCGAAGGACUCGGUUGGUUGCGUGACUACGGCUAUUGGCAGUGACAUUGCUACCACCUAGCACCACCUUGCGAGGGUCAAGGAAUCAACAUUAUGCAUAAGAAAUGUGAACAAAUAGAGAGAAAGCGAAACUUUC
This is a messenger RNA of Anopheles nili, 1097 nucleotides long. It is a transcript of the gene Gip, whose product is annotated as putative hydroxypyruvate isomerase. Lineage: Eukaryota; Metazoa; Arthropoda; Insecta; Diptera; Culicidae. Gene Ontology annotation, biological process: glyoxylate metabolic process. The transcript is spliced from 4 exons. Gene Ontology annotation, molecular function: hydroxypyruvate isomerase activity. Bases 197 to 1006 code for a protein of 269 amino acids. The record is from RefSeq and is a predicted model, not a curated record.